UCUCUCUCUCUGUCCUGUCUGGCAGCAGGCGAGCCAGCCCCUGUCUCCAGGCCCACUCGAACCCGGCGCCCUCGCGCUCCCGCCAGGCACAGAGACCCUCCUGCUCGAGCACAGCGCCCCCCUGCAGCCCUGGUGUGCAAGGCGGAGCCUGACCCUGAGACGUCUGGAUACGGUGGUGAGGGUGCUGCAGAGGAACUGCUGUCCCAGGCUGGGGUGAGUGAGGAAGAUGAAGACAUUAUGAUCAGUGAGGAAGACCCCCCUUUCAGAGAUGACCCCAAAGACCAGAACUACAAACCUGAAACAGAGAGGGACCCUCCAAAGCCUCGCCGGCGUCCCCCCAAACCAAAGGAGGAGAAGAAAUCGGCAGAGAUCAAGACAGAGGAGGUCGACGUCAAACAGGAGAACGAAUUUGGAGAGGAGAGCGAGCCGCCCAGGAAGAGGGGCAGACGUCGGAAGGAUGAUAAGAGCCCACGACUCCCCAAGAGACGGAAGAAGCCCCCUAUCCAGUAUGUGCGCUGUGAGAUGGAAGGCUGUGGAACAGUCCUGGCACACCCCCGCUACCUGCAGCACCACAUCAAGUACCAGCACCUGUUGAAGAAGAAGUACGUCUGUCCUCACCCCUCCUGUGGCCGGCUCUUCAGACUGCAGAAACAGCUUCUCCGCCACGCCAAGCACCACACAGACCAGAGGGACUAUAUCUGUGAGUACUGUGCCCGAGCCUUCAAGAGCUCCCACAACUUGGCAGUUCAUCGCAUGAUCCACACUGGAGAGAAACCCCUGCAGUGUGAGAUCUGUGGCUUCACCUGUCGGCAGAAGGCCUCUCUAAACUGGCACAUGAAGAAGCACGAUGCUGACACCUUCUAUCAGUUCUCCUGCAACAUCUGUGGCAAGAAGUUUGAGAAGAAGGACAGUGUGGUCGCCCACAAGGCCAAGAGCCACCCCGAGGUGCUGAUCGCGGAGGCCCUGGCCGCCAACGCCGGCGCACUCAUCACCAGCUCCGACAUCCUGGACACGGCCUCCCCCACUGCCAUCGCGGCCGCGCCCCCCCAGCCCACCGAGCAGGGUGUGAGCGGGGAGGCCGGCCUGGUGGGCCUGGGAGGGGUGCUGCUGGCCCCCCAGCCUCCUCCCACCGGCGCCCCCGAUGCCCUGGACCGGGGCGCGUGCCCGGAGCCGCACCGUGACUCUCUGGGGCUGGUCAUCAGCUCCGAGACGGUAGCCGAGGUCCUGAUCGACAGCUCAGAGCCACACACCCUACUGCAGUAGAGGGGGCGGGGCAGGGGUGGGACAGGUCUUUGGCGAGAGAGACAAUUGGCCAACUCAUGGCCCCGCCCCUUCUCCCUUUGCCCUGAAGAGGAUGAUGGGAUGCCGUGUAUAUAUUUGUCCUUGCCGUGACUUCAGGACCUGCACAGCAGCUGUUUGUGUGGACUCCCCGGGCGCAGGGCUUGUGUGUGUGUGUACAGCUGUGUUCAGAGCAGCUUCGCCGGACUCUCCUUCCUGCCCCUCACUAGGCUGAGCGACUCUGCAGACAACUUCCAUGAACCAACCAACACCGGAGUCCCAUGAAGGCGUUCCUGCUCCGUGAUCUGGGGUGGACAGGGCAUGUUGGAGAGGGGGCUUUGUGCUGGGGGGAGGGGAUACCCUGUCCAAUGAGGGUCCCCCCCAACACACACACUGACCAGGGAGGCUGGAGUGCUGUAUUUGUACACUGCAGGCCAAAAGUGUGCCCCCCAUUGCGAUCUAAUCGCAGUUUGAAGGUUUUUGAGACGGUACUUAAAACUGUUGGUUCAAUUAGAGUUCUAGAGAACUCACUUUUAUUUUGAAAUUGAAUGUCUGGCCUUUUCUUUCAUCUGAAGCUCAUCCUCUGCCUCUGUGUCUUCUGGGCUGUUUGAGUAAGAAGGGCAGCUGGGCCUCCUGGUGCAGGAGCUGAUUUCAGACUUUUCUAGCCUGUUCAGGCUCAGGGAAUACAGCCUGCAGGUUCUGGAAGGACACUGUCCACCAUGAUCCCCCCUACAGUGGCUGGGAGGACACUCUGUCCACCCCAGUAUCCCCCCUGCGGUGUCUGGAAGGACACUCUGUCCACCCUGAUCCCCCCCCACAGUGGCUGGGAGGACACUAUCUAUCCCAGCCCCCUGCAGUAGAUCCAGUUAAGAAAUCUGCUUUUCUUAUUAACCUGUUGUUUUUCUACAUUUACAGCAUAAGGACUUUUGGCCUGUAUUGUAUUUUAGUUCUUCUCUCCUCAAAUGACCCUGGAAGAAUGUGGUUUAAGGUUUUUUAAACUUUCUUUUUCUGUUUGCUCCUGCUGUGAAGAGGACCCGAAUCGAUUGCCUGGUCUGGAGAGCUGGUGUCCUGUAGCCCGGUAGCCCAGUACACAGAGGGGUCAGGCUGUGUGCUGGUCUGUACAUAAUUGCUUUUAUUUGAUUUAAAUUGGCUCAGUUCCUCCCCGAGACCCCAGAACAUUACUCCACUCAUGUUUAUUAUCCAGAUAGUUGAUUAAACUACUGUGUAACAGAGGCAAAUCCUUUUCCUUUUAAUAGAAACUGCUGCUUCA
Messenger RNA from Lepisosteus oculatus (spotted gar), 2548 nucleotides. Lineage: Eukaryota; Metazoa; Chordata; Actinopteri; Semionotiformes; Lepisosteidae. The record is from RefSeq and is a predicted model, not a curated record.